This is a messenger RNA of Eublepharis macularius, 5790 nucleotides long. It is a transcript of the gene INTS2, whose product is annotated as integrator complex subunit 2. Gene Ontology annotation, cellular component: integrator complex. NCBI's taxonomy places the organism in Eukaryota, Metazoa, Chordata, Lepidosauria, Squamata, Eublepharidae. The record is from RefSeq and is a predicted model, not a curated record. Gene Ontology annotation, biological process: snRNA 3'-end processing. The transcript is spliced from 25 exons. The coding region runs from base 86 to 3676 and encodes 1196 amino acids.
AUGUGAAGGGUCUUUUCUGGUUCCGGUUCAGAGUGGGACCGGUGGGGGUGGGGGUGCCCCCCUCAUCCGCAGGACACCAGGCGAAAUGGCAGACUGCUCCGCCCUUCAGUUCGUCAGCCCCUAUGCUUUCGAAGCCAUGCAGAAGGUGGAUGUCAUGCGCUUAGCAGCCCUGAGUGACCCCGAGCUCCGGUUGUUGCUGCCUUGCUUGGUGCGAAUGGCCUUGUGUGCCCCAGCUGAUCAGAGCCAGAGCUGGGCUCAGGAUAAGAAACUGAUCCUCCGCCUGCUUUCGGGGGUGGAAGCGGUCAAUUCCAUAGUGGCCUUGCUGUCCGUGGAUUUCCAUGCCUUGGAGCAGGAUGCCAAUAAAGAGCAGCAACUCAGGCAUAAGCUUGGAGGGGGAAGUGGCGAGAGCAUCUUGGUGUCUCAGCUGCAGCACGGUCUGACGCUGGAGUUCGAGCACAGCGAUUCCCCUCGUCGGCUCCGCCUUGUGCUUAGUGAAUUACUGGCAAUCAUGAACAAGGUGGCAGAUUCCAACGGAGAGUUUUUCUUCAAAUCAUCGGAACUGUUUGAGAGCCCUGUUUAUCUGGAGGAAGCAGCAGAUGUGCUCUGCAUCUUACAAGCAGAGCUGCCUUCGCUGUUACCAAUUGUGGAUGCGGCUGAAGCUUUGCUGCACAUUAAGAAUGGCGUGUGGUUCCUUUGUCUCUUGGUCGCCAAUGUUCCCGACAGCUUUAAUGAAGUUUGUAGGGGAUUGAUUAAGAACGGCGAGCGGCAGGAUGAGGAAAGUUUCGGAGGCCGUCGGAGGACAGAGGCUCUCCGCCAUCUUUGCAAGAUGAAUCCAUCCCAGGCAUUGAGGGUUCGCGGCAUGGUGGUGGAAGAGUGCCACUUGCCAGGCCUUGGAGUGGCCUUGACUUUGGAUCACACGAAGAAUGAGUCUUCGGAGGAUGGUGUGAGUGACCUGGUAUGCUUCGUAAGUGGCUUGUUGCUCGGGACCAACGCAAAAGUGAGGACCUGGUUUGGAACUUUUAUCCGGAAUGGGCAACAGAGAAAGAGGGAGACCAUCAGCUCGGUGCUUUGGCAGAUGAGAAGGCAGCUGCUCUUGGAACUAAUGGGGAUCCUGCCCACAGUUCGCAGCACGCACAUUACAGAAGAAGCGGAGGGCGACACGGAGCCCAACGUUUCGGUCUAUUCAGGGCUGAAGGAGGAACAUGUGGUGAAAGCCAGCGCCCUCCUGCGCCUCUACUGUGCGUUGAUGGGCAUUGCCGGUUUGAAGCCGACGGAUGAGGAGGCUGAGCAGCUGCUUCAGCUCAUGACAAGCCGUCCCCCGGCCACUCCUGCUGGUGUCCGCUUUGUCUCCCUCUCGUUCUGCAUGCUGCUGGCUUUCUCCACCCUAGUCAGCACUCCAGAACAAGAGCAGCUGAUGGUGAUGUGGCUAAGCUGGAUGAUCAAAGAAGAAGCUUAUUUUGAGAGCACUUCCGGAGUGUCCGCUUCCUUUGGGGAGAUGCUCUUGUUGGUGGCCAUGUACUUCCAUAGCAACCAGCUCAGCGCUAUCAUUGACUUGGUGUGUUCCACUCUGGGCAUGAAGAUUGUGAUAAAGCCGAGUUCUCUCAGCCGCAUGAAGACCAUCUUCACACAGGAGAUUUUCACUGAACAGGUCGUCACCGCUCAUGCAGUCCGUGUGGCUGUCACUGGCAACCUGAGCGCUAACAUCACUGGUUUCCUGCCCAUUCAUUGUAUCUACCAACUUCUCAGGAGCCGAUCAUUCACCAAGCACAAAGUCUCCAUCAAGGACUGGAUUUACAGGCAGCUGUGUGAAACCACCACGCCGCUUCAUCCCCAGUUACUUCCUCUCAUCGAUGUCUACAUCAACUCUGUUCUUACGCCAGCUUCGAAAUCCAACCCAGAAGCCACAAACCAGCCAAUCACACAGGAGGAAAUCUUAAAUGUUUUCCAAGGACUCACUGGGGGAGAAAAUGCUCGCCUGAAUCAGCAUUAUGGCAUCACAGCUCAGCUUCUGGUCCUGUAUUAUGUUCUGUCUUACGAAGAGGCGAUCCUGGCAAGCUCAAAAACACUGGCUGCCAUGCAGAGAAAGCCCAAGUCUUACUCUUCCGCAUUGAUGGACCAGAUCCCGGUCAAGUACCUCAUCCGGCAGGCUCAAGGGCUACAGCAGGAACUGGGAGGCUUGCAUUCUGCCUUGCUGCGUCUGCUGGCGACCAACUAUCCCCACCUUUGCAUUGUGGACGACUGGAUCUGUGAGGAGCACAUCACGGGUACCGACGCCUUGCUUCGCAGGAUGCUCCUGACCAACACGGCCAAAAAUCACUCUCCCAAGCAGCUCCAAGAGGCAUUUUCAGCACUGCAAAGCAACCACACCCAAGUCCUGCAGAUCCUGGAACAUCUGACACUCCUCUCGGCUGGAGAGCUGAUCCCGUACGCAGAGGCCUUGACAUCCAACAUGAACCGCCUGCUGUACUUCGGAAUCCCUCGGCGGAUCCUUCAGACCGCCAACAGGCUUUGGAUGGCUUUGAACACGGUGAUGCCUCGAAGGUUGUGGGUGAUGACUGUGAAUGCCUUGCAGUCUUCAGGCAAGAUGGUCAGGCAGCAGAAGUAUACUCAGAAGGACCUGAUGAUCGACCCCCUGAUUGUGUUAAGAUGUGAUCAGAGAGUCCACAGGUGUCCUCCUUUGAUGGAUAUCACCUUGCACAUGCUGAAUGGGUACCUUCUUGCUUCAAAAGCUUACCUGAGUGCCCAUCUCAAAGAAACGGCAGAACAAGAUAUCAGGCCAUCCCACAACAACAUGAUGGGCCUGGAAGCCACCGAAGUCACUCGAGAGGAGCUCAAAAAUGCAUUGCUUGCUGCUCAGGACAGUGCUGCAGUCCAGAUCCUCCUGGAGAUCUGCCUGCCGAUGGACGAGGAGAAGCCUCUGGGCGGCAGCUCCUACAGGCUCCUGAAAAGCAUCCCGGGCACUGCCAUUUCCGGCCCUGGGAAAAAGCAAUUGGAAGAGGAGGAGGAAGAGGACAGCCUUCUCUGCAAUCUCCGCGAGGUGCAGUGCCUUAUCUGCUGCCACUUGCACCAGAUGUUCAUCGCGGAUCCCAACAUUGCCAAACUGGUUCACUUCCAGGGCUAUCCAUGUGAACUGCUUCCGCUGACAGUGGCUGGCAUCCCAUCUAUGCACAUCUGCUUGGACUUCAUACCUGAGCUGAUUGCUCAGCCUGAGCUGGAAAAACAGAUUUUUGCCAUCCAGUUGCUUUCUUAUUUGUGCAUCCAGUAUGCUCUACCGAAAUCGCUCAGUGUGGCACGCUUGGCUAUCAAUGUCAUGGGGACACUGCUGACAGUUUUAACCCAGGCGAAGCGGUUCACCUUCUUCAUGCCAACCUUGCCCUGCUUGGUCUCAUUUUGCCAAGCUUUUCCUCCGCUCUACGAGGAUAUCGUCUCUCUGCUUAUCCAGAUCGGACAAGUGUGUGCCUCAGAUGUUGCCACAGAGACAAGAGAUUUUGACCCAAUCAUUACACGUCUCCAGCAGCUGAAGGAGAAGCCAUGUGAGUGGGCAAGACUCCUUAAGGAACCAGCUUGUAAAACUGGAGCUGGGGACAGCAAUAGCACAGACCCCAAUGUCAAACUGUGCCACUGUAUUGAGAGAACCUUCAUUGACAUAAUUAACAUGAGCGUGGGGGGAGUAUAAGCAAAGCAGAAAUGGAAAGACCAACACCGAGUUCUGAGAUGUACAGUGACUUCUUUUGGGGUCAGAGUGAACCGGAGAGAAACCGGGAAUGGGAUUGGCGUACGCAGCGAUUUCCCCAUCUGUUUGCAUUGAACACAGACAUGUCUGGUAAGGGGUCAGGGGCUUGCUUCCUGUGAAAGCAUCGUGGAUCCUUCUGACGAUCCCUGUGUAGGUCUUUUGCAGCCAUAUUUGACUAGUUUUUUGAAAGGCAAGUCUUGCAAACAUCAAAUAAAAUGUGCCAACAUGUUUUUGGAAAAAUUAGUGACCUACCAUAUUUUUUAAAAAAAUGUUUUUAGUGUGUUUUGUACUUUUUGGUCCUGGAUACUAUCCUGCCUCAUUUCUUAUUAAAAGAGGUGCGGGUGAACCUCAAAAAAAAAAAAAAGGAGUCAAACAGACACUUGCCUCAGAAGUACCAAUUAUUACUCAGCUAAAGUCACGGAGUGCAGCAGAUUGGCAGGAAGAAGAGGGAACGCCUCUCACACAUGCAUUCUUGGAGGGGACGGAGCUGUUGGCCGUGGGAGGCCCCAGUGGGCCAGUUCCAGAAAAGGUGCAAAGUUUAGAGCCAGGAGACUUCUUGCCUUUCUCUCAGCCCUCUGCUGCUUGGAACUGCAGAUUGGUGAGCAGCUUUUCCUGAGAUGCGGAAAUGGGAAAUGCGGUUUGUUUUGGCGUUCGCUUCCUCCUAAAGCUGGCUGUGAGGUAGUCGGCUGUGGCUAUGAAGUUCAUCUGAGGUGCAAGCAGUGACGCAGCUCGUCUGUAAUCACUUGUUGCCUGCUGCUUGGAUUUGGCAUGCAGGCUUCCCUUUGCCUGUCCCUCUUGUACGGAAACCUCUUGUCAUAUUUCUACUUCAGUCUGAAUACUAACUUUUUUGCUGAACAGAUGACAUUCUGAAACUUUUUUUGUAAGCUGGUCUCAUUUUUAAAAGUGUAUAUUUGUACUGUUGGGGUUUUUUUUUGUAAUGUUACGUCAAAAAUAUUUCAUAAAUAUCUUUGACAACUGGACCAGAGCUAAGUUUGCUGGGUGUUUUGUCCCCCCUCUCUUUUGGGCACUGGUUUGAAUGCUCAUCAUGUCAGAGGGGAAAAAACAUAAAACACAGCCUGAGAAUGUUCCUGUGAAUUAUUCUGAUUUGCAUGUUGGGGGGGGGGGUGGAUACUUUGAAAGAGCAUGCACAGUAGCCAAAAACACCAAUAGGGAAUGACCGUUGUGCUUUUACCCAGCAGAGCGUUACAAAUAAUGUUUAUACAGUCCUAUUGAUUGAAAAUAAAUAAAAAAACAGAUUUGUAAUAAAUGAACAGAAGUAAACCCCAGAAUGCAGUUUCACAAUACAGGAUACAUUAAGGAAGUAUUUCAUAUAUCCCAAAAACACCAUUUGGAAGUUAAUAUCUGUUCGGAUGCGUGUCUUUAAUGCUGUUAACAAGCUUUCCAAGGGUUUUCAAGCACUGUCUUGAAACAAUUCCAAGUUUUUGUUUUUCAUGUUAUUCAUUUUAUUGAUAUUGCUGGAAUUUACAUAAAUGUAAGGAUUAGCAGCUGGCUCUCGAGCGGUAUCUGCCAUCCUCCAAGAAGUUCUAGUUGGCUCAGAAGAUUUUGUGGAGGGAAGCAUGGUUAUUGAAAGACUUCUUGCAAGGUAACAGGCAGCCCUUCCUGAUCAAACUGGUCUUCUCAUAAAAUGAUCUGCCUGUUAUAGACUAACAAUAUUUUGACUUGAUUUGAGAAUAAGAUUUUGUUUCCAGACAAUUAAAAGACUGUGUAACAUAUUUUCAAGCUUUUCCCAUAGUGUUAAUCAACACUGCCAGUUGGAUCUUGAAAAUAUUCUUUAGAAAUAUUAUCCUUCAGACCUCUCAAUAUGCUUUGCUGGAUAUUGCCAGUACAGAUCAGCAUUACAUUCUGACCUUAUGUAUGGGGAAAACUUGUAUGUUAUGUUUAAUAUUUUUAGCAGGCUGCAGUGUGGUUGGUUUGUUACACCGACAGAUGUAAAAUGUAUAUAUAUAUUGGCACGGACUUGAUUUUUUAGGCUGCAAUGUUUUACAUACCAUGGGUAUGUAAAUUUAGUUUGAAAAUAUCUGUGUGUUUCUUAUAAA